This is a messenger RNA of Protopolystoma xenopodis, 348 nucleotides long. The record is from the annotation of a GenBank genome assembly. NCBI's taxonomy places the organism in Eukaryota, Metazoa, Platyhelminthes, Monogenea, Polystomatidea, Polystomatidae.
CUCGAAGAGGCCUGCGAUUGGCCUAUCGUUAAACCUGGACAGAAUCGUCGUUUUGAGCACAAAAGUUUCAUAAGAUGUGCCUCAAGGCGGCAAGAGCCUGUCAAGACGGCCUCUGAUGAUGUAAAUGCGACUUCAUUAGAAAGCUUGGGAGUGGAGGACUCCCUUGCACGGUUGCCUCAUUUACCUGGCGGUGCAACGUGGCGGCAGCGCAGGAAGGCGAUUGUUUCUUCAGGGGGACCAGAUGAGAUACUAGUUGACGAAAUAAAUCUGGCUCUUGAGAGUGUCCGCAGGAUUGUAGAUCACAUGAAGAAAGAAGACCAAUUUGAAUCGGUGAGCCAGCGAAACUGA